This is a messenger RNA of Stegastes partitus (bicolor damselfish), 10516 nucleotides long. It is a transcript of the gene kif26ba, whose product is annotated as kinesin family member 26Ba. The record is from RefSeq and is a predicted model, not a curated record. Gene Ontology annotation, biological process: microtubule-based movement. Bases 32 to 7066 code for a protein of 2344 amino acids. The transcript is spliced from 29 exons. Lineage: Eukaryota; Metazoa; Chordata; Actinopteri; Pomacentridae. Gene Ontology annotation, molecular function: microtubule motor activity; microtubule binding; ATP binding.
CAUCCUCCCCCCUUUUCCUCUCACCUCCAACAUGACUUCACUGUCGGGGACUAAGGAGAGGUCUGUGAGCAGCCGGAGCAGAAAAUAUGGGAUGCCGGACACCUCCCCGACCAAAUCUGCCUCCAUUUUCCCGGACACGUGGUACCGAAAGGCGUACGAGGAAAACACUCGCUCCGGCACUCGUCCCGCCCCAGAGGGUGCCGGCUCCAUGCCAAGCUCCACGGGCACCCCGUCCCCAGGAUCAGGGAUCUCCUCACCGGGGUCCUUCUCUGGAUCACCAGGGACCAUCUCCCCAGGGAUUGGGACAGGAUCACCGGGCUCUCUAGGUGGCUCCCCGGGGUUUGGGACGGGCUCGCCGGCCUCAGGCAGCGGAAGCUCCCCCGGUAGCGAAAGAGGGAUAUGGUGCGAGAACUGCAACGCUCGGCUGACAGAGUUGAAGCGACAGGCGCUGAAACUGCUCAUCCCCGGACCUUACUCCAGCAAGGAUCCGUCCUUCUCACUCCUCCUCCAUGAUAAACUUCAGGUGCCCAACAGCUCUCGGCGAGCGUGGAACGAACGAGACAGCCGCUGCGACGUCUGCGCCACUCACCUCACUCAGCUCAAGCAGGAAGCUGUGCGAAUGGUCCUGACUCUCGACCAGUGGGAUUUAUCUCCCACCUCUUCCCCUCCGGCGCUGAUUGGACGUUACGGAUCUCAAGGACCUCCGGGUUCUGUGGGAGCAUCUGGAGCACUAGGAGGUCCUGUGUCACGGGAAUGGCCUCCUCCUUUUCUUCCUUCCUCCUCCUCCUCCUCCUCCUCAGCUGCUGCUCACUCGUCCUCUCAGUCCCCUUCCCCAAGCCCCAGCCAGACUCCAACGCCCAGCCCGAGCCAUGGACCCUGUGCUCUGACAAACACACAACCUCAAGGCGCAGGGCACAGACUGGGGUCCAAGCCCAGCUCCUUGGGCCUUGGAGGUGGGGUGGACAGAAGGAACGGGUCCUCCAGUUCAGGAAAAGCAGCUGGUGCCCAACAGCAACCAGCGACUGGAGUAAACAGCCCCGGCAAUAAUGGUGGUAGCAGCAGUAAUAAUGGGAGCGGAGCAGUGCUGAGUACAGCAGCUCUGCAGGCACACCAGCACCUGAACCGGACCAAUGGGGGCGUUACACUAUAUCCCUAUCAGAUCUCCCAGAUGAUCUCGGAGGCUUCGCGAGACGAGCUGACUGAAGCUGCCCUGAACCGCUACAACACACACUCUCCUUCCCACACCAAUCCAUCGUCGCACACCAACUCUCCCUCUCACACUCCAGCUGUAACCACCACAGCACCAUCCACCACCUCCGCCGCUGCCUCUUUCUUUGCCAGAGCUGCGCAAAAGCUGAACUUAGCGUCCAAGAAGAAGAAGCAGAAGACGGCGGCGGUGACGGCCCCAGUGACGUCGUCGUCGUCGUCGUCAUGUGACCCACAUUUGUUCCCCACCAACUUCAGCUCCGCCCUGUUGAUGGCGCCUCCUCCGGCUCCACCCUGCCUCCUCCGUGCAGCCAAUAAGAUCAAAGAUACGCCCGGGCUUGGAAAGGUGAAAGUGAUGGUGCGUGUCUGCCCGGUGUCUCAGUCCGACGCAGCAGAGUCCAGUUCUUUCCUCAAAGUGGAUCCCAGGAAGAAACAAAUCACCAUCAUGGACCCUUCAGCAAAUCAGACCCCAAAUGCUGCCUCUCAGAAAAGAGUAGGAGCCAAUCAGGUCCCUCCGAAGAUGUUCACCUUUGAUGCUGCGUUCCCUCCUGAUGCAUCACAGGCGGAGGUGUGCGCAGGAACGGUUGCUGAGGUUAUUCAGUCGGUGGUGAAUGGAGCAGAUGGCUGUGUCUUCUGCUUUGGACACUCCAAGCUGGGUAAAUCCUACACAAUGAUUGGCCGGGACGACUCUCUCCAGACUCUGGGUAUAAUCCCCUGCGCUAUCUCCUGGCUCUUUAAGCUCAUCAAUGAGAGGAAGGAGAAAACAGGAGCGCGCUUCUCUGUUCGCGUCUCUGCCGUCGAGGUUUGGGGAAAAGAGGAGAACCUGAAGGACCUGCUGUCUGAAGUGGCUACAGGAAGUUUACAAGAUGGACAGUCACCUGGAGUCUACCUGUGUGAGGACCCUAUCUGUGGCAUGCAGCUCCAGAACCAGUCUGAACUUCGUGCUCCGACACCAGAGAAGGCGGCCUGGUUCCUGGAUGCAGCCAUCGCAGCUCGCCACAGUAGCCAACGCCCCAACACCACAGAGGAGGAACACAGGAAUUCACAUAUGCUGUUUACGUUACACAUAUACCAGUAUCGUAUGGAAAAGACAGGAAAAGGAGGGAUGUCAGGAGGACGCAGCCGCCUCCAUCUGCUGGACCUGGGCAGCUGUGAUGUUAAAGUACUCGGAGGUGGAGGUGGUGGGAAGAGCAGGGAGAACUCCUCACCCAGCUCGGCCCCUCUGUGCCUCUCCCUGUCUGCCCUCGGCAACGUGAUCCUGGCCCUGGUCAACGGGAGCAAACACAUCCCAUACAAGGACAGCAAGCUGACCAUGUUGCUAAGGGAGUCGCUAGGCAACAUGAACUGCCGGACCACCAUGAUUGCUCACAUCUCUGCCUCACCCAGAGAUUUCUCAGAAACCCUCUCCACCAUCCAGAUUGCUUCCCGGGUCCUCCGCAUGAAAAAGAAGAAAACUAAAGUGACUGUGCAAUACACCUCCAGCUCCUCGGGAGGAGAAAGCUCCUGCGAGGAGGGUCGCAUGCGCCGCCCGACCCACCUGAGGCCUUUCCAUCACCGUGGCGACACCGACUCCGACCUCCCGUUGCUGCGACUGUCCAGUGACCCCGACGAGUACUCCAGCAGCGAGCAGUCAUGUGACACCGUGAUCUACGUGGGCCCGAAUGGAGCCGCCGUGUCUGACAGAGAGCUGACGGACAAUGAGGGACCGCCAGAGUUUGUACCGAUUAUUCCUGUUUUGCUUCGAGGAAAAACGUCAGAGCAGCAUCAAGCACAAAGUCAAAGUCAGGCAGCGGGAGCCCAGAACAAGGUGCAGUCUCAGCCGGACGAACAGCCCAGUGGCCCCUCUCAGCCUCAGCCCUCUCAGUCACUACUCGGUCAGCCGUUGGCCCCCGUCCCAGAGGAAGGAGCUGAGUGCUUGAAGUGCAACACUUUUGCUGAGCUGCAGGAGAGACUGGACUGCAUUGAUGGCAGUGAGGAGGUGGCAAAGUUUCCUUUUGAGGAGGUUCCAGCAAACAAACAAGGGGCCAAACAAGAGCCAUGUCCAUCUUCAUCAGCUCCGACCUCUGCCCCCGGCCCUGCAGCUGUGUUGGAUACAGAAGCCAAAACAGGUUCUGCCUGCGCUGUAGGAGGAGCAGUGCAGGUCUCAUCCUCUCCAGCAGCAGCAUCCAGGAGGAGGACCAAUGACCAGCAGCUGCAGGACAUCAAGGAGGUGGUGGAGGAGGCAGAGCUGGCCCAGACCAUGAUCCACAGCCUGACUCAGAGUUCUGGAUGCCCCAUAGUUACUAGUACCAGGAGUGUUACCGGCAGCAGCAGCAUCACCUCUAACCCCCUGCACCGAGCUAAGAGCUCCCACUUACAUGACAGCCGUGAGAAUCUGAAUGUGGUGGGCAGUAACGCUGACGGGAAGGCACGUCCUCUAGGAUCACCGCGCCUCGGCAUCGCCAGCCUGACCAAAACCUCAGAGUACAGACCUCCAUCUUCCCCAUCUCAGCGGUGUAAAGUGUACACGCAGAAAGGUGUGAUGCCGGCAACGCCUCCUCUGUCCUCGUACACUCUGGCUCAGGACGGCCAGGCCACAGAAGCUUUGACCUCAGACAACAGUUUGGCAGCAGACAGUGGCCGUUCCUCCACAGACUCCCUGCUGUCCAGGACUUCUCCUGCGGGCAUGAGCCCACAAGUUCGAGAGCCAACUCCAUCUCUGUCUGCCAGCCUGGGCUCGGCCGAGACCCUCUGUGACGACGACGUACCACCGAUACCGUUGGAUACGCAUAAAGAUGCCACAGGACCGGCAGCGUCUGCAGGAACAGGCGGUCCUGUCCUGCUUGGGGAGGAUGAGCUGGUUUACAGUGUGGUUGCUGGAGGCGAGGAGCACCUUGAUGUCGCAGCUCUCACGGAGGCUCAGGAUUUGGUCUGUCGUCCGACGAGCAUCAUCAGCUUCAGCAGCGACUGUGGCUCCGCAGUUGCCCUCGUUUCAUCUCAACCCGUCAGCAUUAUCAGCGGCGCGGCUUCAGAUGGAGCUCUGGAGGAUUAUCCAAUUCCUGCAACCACUUCAGGAGUUACAGAGGUGGUUGCCAUGGCAGAGGUGGCAAUGGCCAAGCUGCGGAUAGAAGGUGAAGCCUUAGCAACAGGGAUGUCCAACUGUGGUUCACCCAUCUCCUCCUGGAUGAGUGAUCUGAGCAUGGGCAGUGAAGCUGAUCAGUCUCUCCACAGCUUCAGUCAGUCCCAGAGCCAGCAAGGGGAGGCACUGGCUGAUCCUGAACCCAACCAGAGCUUUGGAGUCGAGGGUUAUGAGAGCCCCAGAAGAGGGAGUCUGGACGGAGAGCUGGUGCUGUCAGAGAACCUGAGUGACAAAGGUACUCCGACCAAAGACAGGCUGAGAAAGCUGCCUCCCUCUAUGGCUAAAACCAACAUCCAAAUUCUGGCUGGACCUGGUAACAUCUCUCCCUUCAAGAGCACCGUCAGCGCUCAUCCUUGUAUGGCCGUCAAACCCAUGGUCAUACAGGAACCCACCAUCCUCUCCUCACCUACGAAGACCAGCCUAAUGAAAGACCCAGUCAAAUCCAAUGCAGCACUUUUAGCUUCUAUUUCCAGCGAGAUGAGCUUUGAAGACCCCUGGUUGAAACGUGGCACUGAGGAGGGAAGGUGCAGGGAGCUAGUGUGUGAAGUGAAGCCAGAGAAGAGGGAGGCCGAGCACUUAAAGAGCCACGCAGGAGAGAAGGCCGGAGCUGGAAGUGGGGAUCAUGGCAGCUCCAGUUCAGGCGGAGAGGUGGUGUCAUCUCCAGACUCCUUUAAACGAGUGGUGGAUGGCUGUGAGAUGGUCGCUGUUGUUGUUCAGGGUGAAUGCCUGACCAGCAUCUACAGCUCAGAUAUCCACCGCACAGCCAGUCUGCCCCGCGGGUGGCACCGUCUCAACCGCCACGACGGCUUAGACAACGGAGUCGAGUACCGCAAUCUCGGCGUCACCACUUCAACUCCCUGCAGUCCCCGCGCCACACUAGACCGCUGGGGUUCGAAUGGAAAACAGGGUUUCUUCUCCCACAAGAAGGGGGGAAUCCCACCUCUGCCCCCGGUGCGAAAGUCCAGCCUCGACCAGCGAAACAGGGCAGCCAGCCCUCUCCACCAACCCGGCCAUGGAGGGUCAUCACUGGGCGGCUCAACAGAUGAUUCAGGAGUAUCAGCAUGUGGCUCUGCCGGAGCCACCAGGCAACGAGGCUCCAGCAUAGACAGCAGCAGGCUGUUCAGCGCCAAGUUGGAACAGCUUGCCAACAGAACCAACUCUCUGGGUCGAGUCCACAGCUCGCACAGUGGUUCUCACCAUUACGACUGCUUCUCCCUGGAGAGAGGCGAGAGCCUCAGAGGGGGAGGAGGGGUGAGGGGGGACAGCACCAUGCCUCGCACCGGACGCAGCCUCACCCGUGCUGGAUCAGUGUCUUCUCCCACUGGAAACAACGGCAGCCUCGGUUCCAAUGGCAGUUCCAGUCCAAGCAGCGCUCCUCAGUCACCAGCCAAGUCCAGCGGCCAGUCAAAGAUCUCAGCGGUCAGUAAGCUGCUGAUGACCAGCAGUCCUAAAGCCAGGAGUCUGUCCGCCUCCAGCACCAAGACUCUGAGCUUCUCUACCAAAUCUUUAAGCCAAGCUACCAGCCGCAGCUCCAGCCUUCCUCCCAAUGGAAAGCCUCAGAAUUCAGUCCAGGGCCCUCUGCAGCAGCAGCAGCAGCAGCAGCAGCAGCAGCAGGGACCGUCCCCUGGAUCCUGGUCCACACAGUCUCUGAGCCGCAGUCGAGGGGGAAGCCUGACUGCCAAGCUGCCUCUGCGAGCUGUCAACGGUCGAAUCUCAGAGCUCCUCCAGGGAAGUGCAGGCUCCCGUUCCAGGAGUCACUCCCAGGGAGGAGGCACAGAUCCAGCAGAGGAAAGAGGAGCUGGAGGGGCAAGUGGAGGGGCAGCUGGAGCAGGAGGUGGUGGAGGAGACAGCCUGGGAGAGGAGAGGGCAGCCGUGGUACAAACUCUGCCUUCUCCUUACAGCAAGAUCACAGCCCCCAGAAAACCACACCGCUGCAGCAGCGGCCACGCGAGCGACAACAGCAGCGUACUGAGUGGCGAGCUGCCCCCGGCCAUGGGGAAGACGGCCUUGUUUUACCACAGCGGAGGCAGCAGCGGCUACGAGAGCAUGCUGAGGGACAGCAGCGAGAACACGGGAAGCACUUCCUCCGCUCAGGACUCCCUCAGCGAACACAGCUCGGCCACCACCUCGUCCCGAAGAAGCUCCAAGAGCAGCAAGAAGAGCCGGAGCAACACAGGUCUCCAGCGUCGUCGUCUGAUCCCAGCGCUGACCUUGGACUCUUCUUCUUCGUCACCUUCUCACCGCUCCUCCAAACAGGCCAUCACUUCCUCUUCCUCCUCCUCCUCCAGCCCCGGUGCAUGCUGGGUAGACGGCCCACUGGGGCCUCCCGCACCCUCAAACCUCCGAAGCGCGACCGCGACAACGGAGACCUUUGAGAUCAAGGUGUACGAGAUCGAUGAUGUGGAGCGACUGCAGAAGAGGAGGGACAAAGGAGGGAGCAAGGAGGUGGUGUAUGUCAGCGCCAAGCUUCGUCUGCUGGAGCACCGCCAGCAGCGAAUCAGUGAAGUCCGAGCCAAGUACCAGUGUCUGAAGAAAGAACUGGAGCAAACCAAACAGUACUUGAUGCUGGAGCCGCACAAGUGGACCACCGAGUUUGAGCUACAGCAGGUCUACGAGGUGGACUCACUGGAGUAUUUGGAAGCUCUGGAAACCGUCACGGACAAACUGGAGACCAGAGUCAACUUCUGCAAAGCUCAUCUCAUGAUGAUUACCUGCUUCGAUGUGUCCUCACGGCAUCGGUAGACAGAUGGAGGGACGGAGAGUCAGACGCACAGCUGGACUCAAUUAGGCGUCGGAUGUUUGUACCUUUUGCCCCCUAAUUAAUCAAACACAUUUAGAAAACAUCUCUUUAACAAAUAAAUCUCAUCGGAUGGAGGAGGGACACGGGGGAUGGACUGAACGCUACAUCCUGCAUGUUGUCUCCUCCAGAUGGAGGUCGGCAGAGGGACGGAUGGACGGAUGGAUCUAAUGGGGAUACAGAGAUAAGUUACAGGCCAACAGACAGACCAGCUCAUGGCUUUUUUUGUGUGUGUCGGGGGUUUGAAAACGACCCCAGAAACGGACAUUAAACAGCAUCUAAUGGACGCUUUAAAUCAGACAAACAUGGCUGUCUAAAGAGGCAGACAGAUGGUUGUGGGUCUGAAAAGAAAAAUCAGCAGCAAGUGACCAGAGAGCUAAUAUAAGUGGACUACAGAGACGCCUCUCAGACUGGACAUUUAAGAAUGUACGGAGAAGACAAGGAGGAGAAAGACGAACAAAAAACUGCCAUUUUUUUUUAAAAACACGGAAGGACAAAGAAGAGAUCUCUCAUCGUUUUGGAAGAGCACUUUCUAAGAGUUUACAUAGUUGAGAGUCUUUUGGCUGUAAAUACGGCGCGCUGACGACAGAAUGGCCCGGUUGUGUUGUUGUUGUUGUUGUGCAGAAAGACAGCAGGACAAAGAAAAAGAUUUAGAUAAGUGCCUUGUGAACAUUUCAACAAUACCAAGACCAAUUAUUUCUCUCUGAAUUUGUGUACAUGCAGUAAGUAUGGUGCUAGCAUAGGAAGAAGAAAAAAAAAAUCCCCCACAAAAGAUCAGCGUCCUUGAAAAAAAUCUUUUCAUUUAUAGUCAUUUCUAAAUGUGAUGUUUUACUGUGGCUCAGUGUUUGACUAUAUGAUAAACUAAUAAUGUAUGUUUCAAUGUGUGGUCUUUGGUGCAUUGACGAGAAGUAUUUUGAAGGUAACACCAAGUCCUCUUUGAAACAAUAAACUGUUGCAAGGACCAAAAAUCUAAAUUUAAAAAAAACACACAUUUUUUUUUCUAAGUGUUUAAACUGAAAAAAAAAAAAAAAUGUUGUGGUGUUUUUAUCUUGACUUUACUCACAAACAUCCGAGUUUUGACCCUCUGUGGCAUCCAUACACAAUAUCUCCCCCGAUACAGAUACGAUGGCUUUUUCAUGUUCACAAAGCAAUGAAACGUCUGAGUCACACAGGAGUGGAAGUGAAAAUGUUCCUCUUUGAUCCAGUGUUAAGUACAUCCAUCGACUGACUGACUGACAGGCCGACUGUCUGUUCUUUGUAUCCGUGUUGUUCUGCUCUAUUCUAAAAGAAACCCAAUGAUUCGUCGACGUGUGUGUUUUAUAAUAAGGUUUCCUUUUUUUAUUUGAGUGCAAUGGGACCACGUAGAGACUAUUUAUAAUAGUAGGAUCAUGAAAAGAAAAAAGAGAUAUUUAAAAAUAGAUAGUGAAGAGGAGGUGCAGGAUACACCCACUGAUGGGAAGUGUUCAGAUUUUAUAUAUUAUUGGAACAAAGUGGUGAAUUUAGUCUGGAAAUACUUUGAGAGCACAAUUAUGGGUGGUUUAAAUAAUCCCAGUAUUGUGUCCCAACAUUGUAAAGGAGCGAAAAUAUUAAAAAGAAAAUUCAUGUCCAGUUCAAACGGCAUAGAUCUCUGCCUGGUUCCAUUAUUCGGGGGAUGGAUAGCAACACUUAAAAUUUGUUAAUACUAUUAUCUAUGGUGCUUGAGAUGUUUAUGAUCUAAAUGUUUGUACAAAUAUAAAUAUAUGGAAGAGCCUGUUUCCCUCUGAAAUACAGAACAAAACACUUCAAACGCUUCUUCUACAUCUUCUGCCAUCGCGUCUGUUGUCCUCAGUGUCACCACCCGCUCCUCUGAGUGGCUUUGCAAGCAGAGAGCAUCCUGGGAGACGCCGCUAAUCCUCUCGAAAGGUGAAAGGAGGAACAGACGCUGACUUCAGAGGAGUGGAAAAUGCUGUAAUGACAUCGGUAUGAUUUGUCCAAAUACCGCUAAAUGUACCUCUCUGCUCAGAGCACAAAAGCUGUUUUGUUCCUGUGGACGGACGCAGAAGCAGAACAUUUGCAGAUCAGUCUGCAGGGUUUGACAUUCUCGUAACAGCGAUUCAUUUCACGCGGCGUCCACCUCCAGAAGGAAAUGAGCCCGAAUGCUUUUGACAAAACUGGACCUACGAAGUGUUUCCACCAGAGGCAGCCCUUAACAUUGUCCUGUUUUUAUCUCCCAGUUCACCGUGCAAGUCAUGAAUGAAAGUUUAUUUAUUUGAGCUCAAGAGGGCAAAGUCGCUAAUUAAUGUUCUUAUUUAUUUACACCUUAUGAUCUUAAGAAGUUACUAUGCAUUUCAGGAAAAAGAAAAAUAACUGUACAUACUUCGCUGAGCCCGUGUCAUAUAUAAAUAUAUAUACUGUGCACAUAUCAUAUAUGCGCUCAUUUUUAUUUUAUAUAUUGUUUUUUUUUUGGUUGGUUUCAUUUGCUCCUGUUGUUCCUCUUGGGGAUUUUCAUGGGUUUCCUAAAACAUUCAUCAGUCAUGUGGCUCCACAAGAACACCAGUAAAUUCAACCAGAACUCUACACUGAUGGUUCAUUGGUUUUUUUUUUUUACAUGUGAAGAAAAAAAAUAACAUUUAGUGUGAAGACAGCUGUGUUGCUUUAAGUGAAACGCUCGUGUCUUCUCCAGUGCUACAGCCUUGUGUAAUCAGCAGUGGAUGUUUUGGGAAGCCCAGCCUCUGGACGAGCUCACGGUUGGCCCGGUUGUUACAAGAUGCUAUGUGGGAGGUUUCCUCCUUGAUACGUCACUGCCAAAUCUGUCAUGGUAGCGCUUUAUAAUUCAAGCAAUAAUUGAAAAUCAAAUGGGGUUUCGGUGUCCGCAUGUUGUUUAUAGUGAAGCUAAUAGUCCGUAUGAACCAUGCGGAGUGUUUUAAAUCUGAUUAUUUACCAAAUGGCAUAUCAGAGCAAACAGUAAAAGGUACAAAUUGACGUAUGUGCAGUUGCAGGAGCAUUCAAGAAUUAUAACGUGUUAUCUGGAGAUCUGACGCAUAGCAUCUUUAAGUUCUUAAGGAGUACUGUGUGUUAAAGUCUGAGUCAGACCACAUUUACCAAAAACAGAUGUUCUCAUUAGUGUUGAAACUCGACUUCAGUUCCUCUCAAGACAGAGAUUGGAAAAUCUCCAGAUAACUGAUUAAAACCAGUUUUCUGUAAAGAAGAAUUAGUUCUUACACACAGCCUUGAUCAAUAUCUUUGGUAAUUCUCUUUGGAAAACAGCUACGCAUCAAAUGAAAGGAUGUGUUUGUGUUGAUUCAAGAUCACGCUGUCCUCUGCAGAUGUACCGUUUUUGUGAGAUGUGGUCUGACACACUGUGUUGAUGGACGAGUAAGACGGAGGGAUGUAAAUAAAGGAAUGUAUUGAAAGAG